AUGAUUGAUGCUCAGAGGUUCGGUGACUCUGCUCCGAAUGCUUUGGAUGAAAUCCGUGUCGACUUAAGACAGAUCCGAGAACAACAGGCUUUGCUUCUAGAGUCUGUUAAUUUUUGUAGCAACAAAAUAUCUGACUUUGAGAAGGAACUCUCAAGACUCAAUGAUUAUAUCAAAAACACCGAUCAAUUUUUCAAUGAAAACAAAGUAAUAAAAAAAGAUAUGGAGACCCGUCAGUUGAAAAUAAAUGACCUAGAUCAGGCCGCCCGCUCAAAUAAUAUUAAGAUACAGGGUGUCCCUGAAAAGAAUAACAAAGAAAUUGGGAUAUAUAUUGAUAACGAAGUCAGGCCCGCUGCCAUCGACUAUGUUCACAGAGUUAAGGUGAACCACAACUCCCCUAAUGUCAAAGCAAAAAAUAUAAUCGUUAGAUUUACAUCGAUGAGAGAAAAAGAGCGAUUCUUAAUGGCAGUCAAGACCAAACGUAUCGCUAAUGGUAGUUCCCCUAAAAUGCCUUUGGAUGGAAUUUCAGAUGCAUUCUAUAUCAUCGAGCAUUUAACUUCAGCAAACAAAAUAUUGUUUAAGGAAGUCAGCCUAGCAGCAAAAAACAAGGAAUACAAGUAUGUCUGGGUGAAAUAUGGUGUAAUUUUCUGUAGACAGUCUGAUUCUUCCAGAAUAAUAGCCAUAAAAAAUCAAGACUCAAUAAAAUGUAAAUUGUGCUUCACGAUUACAGAUCACGUCUCCUAUAGUAGUUACUCUUUCCAUGGAUGA
Messenger RNA from Leptinotarsa decemlineata (Colorado potato beetle), 765 nucleotides. RefSeq lists its product as uncharacterized. NCBI's taxonomy places the organism in Eukaryota, Metazoa, Arthropoda, Insecta, Coleoptera, Chrysomelidae. The record is from RefSeq and is a predicted model, not a curated record.